Penicillium brevicompactum is the source of this 1233-nucleotide messenger RNA. Its product is annotated as zinc-dependent alcohol dehydrogenase family protein. The coding region runs from base 1 to 1233 and encodes 410 amino acids. Gene Ontology annotation, molecular function: zinc ion binding; oxidoreductase activity. The transcript has 3 exons. The record is from RefSeq and is a predicted model, not a curated record. Lineage: Eukaryota; Fungi; Ascomycota; Eurotiomycetes; Eurotiales; Aspergillaceae.
AUGUCUCCAAGAGCUGACCGCCCCGGUUUCGAUGUCGGCUCACUCUCCGAAGUGUUCGCUGAUACCUCCGAAGUAGGUCCGCGUACUUUGUACAAUGGAGAGUAUGACAUGAAUACCCCAUCGAUCCCUCCAUCUACCCCGCAAUUUAACAUAGACAAUAUAUCCAAACGUCAGUUGACACAUCGCAAUAUGAGCAUGAAAGCACUCGUCUACACAGGACCAGGAACGGUUGAACUUUUGGACCGCCCAAAGCCGACCGUUCAGAUACCCACCGAUGCCGUUGUCCGUUUGUUACAUGCGUCUAUCUGCGGCACGGAUCUGCAUAUCAUCAAAGGUGACGUGCCCAAUAUCCAACCAGGAUUGGUUCUCGGCCAUGAGGGAGUCGGGAUUGUCGAGGCCCUCGGUUCUGCUGUCCAUGCAUUCGCGGUCGGCGAGCGCGUCCUCAUCUCGUGUAUGACCUCAUGCGGGGCAUGUCAAUUUUGCAGAAGAGGUCUCUGUGCACACUGCACGAAUGGUGGGUGGACUUUGGGAAACCAGAUCGAUGGCACUCAGGCGGAAUAUGUCCGUGUGCCACACGCUACCCUUUCACUCUACCCGCUGCCCGAGUCGAUUGAUUCCCGCGCCGCAGUCGCGGUGUCAGAUGCCUUCCCUACUGGACUCGAGUGUGGCGUGCUCAGUGCGAAUGUUCAACCGGGAGCGACGGUAGUGAUCGUAGGAGCGGGCCCGGUGGGGAUGGCUGCCCUCCUCACGGCCCAACUAUACACCCCCGCCUUGAUUGUGGUGGUUGACCUGGAUGACACGCGACUCGCAACGGCGGGCAGAUUGGGGGCACACGCGACGGUAAAUUCGGGAUCAGAAGAUGCAGAGCGACGGCUCAUGGAGCUGAGCGAGGGUCAUGGAUUCGACUCGGUCAUCGAAGCGGUCGGCAUUCCGGCGACGUUCGCCCUGUGUCAAAAGCUGGUGGGUAUCGGGGGUAGAAUCGCCAAUGUGGGUGUGCACGGGACCAAGGUGGAUCUUCACCUGGAGACGUUGUGGGAGCGAAACAUCAGCAUUCACAUGUCCCUUGUCAACGCUACCACGACAUCUCGUCUCCUGCGGCUUGUGGAAUCAGGAAGAUUGAACAUUAGCUCUCUAGUGACUCACCACUUCCCUUGCUCCCAGGCAACCCAAGCCUACGAUACAUUCCAAGCAGCCUCUCGGCACCGGGCGCUCAAAGUUGCUAUUGAUUUCUGA